Molecule: messenger RNA, 3435 nt
Organism: Sander lucioperca (pikeperch)
Lineage: Eukaryota; Metazoa; Chordata; Actinopteri; Perciformes; Percidae
Gene: asmt2
Product: acetylserotonin O-methyltransferase 2
Exons: 9
Coding region: 336-1382 (348 amino acids)
Biological process (GO): methylation; melatonin biosynthetic process
Molecular function (GO): acetylserotonin O-methyltransferase activity
Source: RefSeq, a predicted model, not a curated record
UGUGUCUGUGUGUCUGUGUGUGUCUGUGUGUGUGAGGGUGAAACUAGUCGCUGUUGUUUCUCAUCGGCCAUCACAGCAGCGAGAAGCCGACUAGGUCCACAUUAAGAUCCCUCAGACAGGGAUGCGUUUUACCCGCUGAUGAUCCGUCGACCAUUUUCAGUGCAUCCCCGACAGCAGCUCCUGAACGCAGCACCGAGGCACGCGACAUCUUGGCCUUUUUGGGCUAAAAAACAAACAAACAAACAACAAAACUAGCGCGGAAAAAAAUCAUCCGUCUUCCCCACAGGAUCGGAUCAUCUUGGCGUCUUUCCAGGCAACAACAUCGGUAGGCUACAAUGGCAGAGCAUCUGUCCCAGAGUGAGCUGGACUACCCGUUCAAACUUCUGGAGUAUUUCAACGGCUUCAGGGUCUCAAAGGUGAUAUUUUCAGCCUGUGAGCUGGGAGUGUUUGACCUCCUGCUGAGGUCCCAGGAGCCUCUGAGUGCCCAGCAUAUAGCCCGGGAGCUUAGCACCAGCGUGGACGGGAUGGAGCGGCUGCUGGACGCACUGGUGGGCAUCGAGAUCCUGGAGGUGGAGACCACCGACGGGACAGCUUUGUACAGCAGCACCGACGUGGCUAAUCUUUACCUGGCCAAAGGCAGCGGCAAGUCUCUUCACGACAUGAUUAUCUACCAAUCCCAGACCAUCUACCCACUGUGGAACAACAUGGUGGAUGCCGUCAGGGAGGGGAAGAAUCAGAAUGAAAAGACCUUCGGCCUUCCACCAGAAGAUAUUUUCCAAGCUAUUUACAGAUCAGAGGAGGAGAAGCUGAAAUUCAUGGGUCUGAUGAACUCCUCGUGGGUUCUAGACGGACACGACAUUGUGACAGCGUUCAACCUCUCCUGCUUUCAGGAGAUAGUAGACCUUGGAGGAUGCACCGGUGCUCUGGCCCGUGAGAUGGCCAAGGCUUACCCGUCCUCCUCCGUCACGGUGUUCGACCUCCCGCAGAUCGUAGAGACGGCUCAGAAACAUUUCUCUCAGGAGAACAACACUGUGGUGUUUCAGAGUGGAGAUUUCUUCAGCGGUGAAAUCCCUCCUGCUGACCUGUACGUUCUGGCCAGAAUCAUUCACGACUGGCCUGAAGAGAAGUGCCUCACACUGCUGAGGAAGAUCUAUGACACCUGCAAACCAGGCGGUGGCGUCCUGCUGGUGGAAGCCAUGCUGUUUGAGAACAGACGAGGGCCCGUCAUGGCUCAGAUCUUCUCCCUCAACAUGCUGGUGCAGGCCGAGGGCCGGGAGCGCCCGCCAUCCGAGUACAUCCGCAUCCUCAACAAGACCGGCUUCCACAACGUUCAGGUGUGCCGGACCGGCAAGUCCUACGACGCCAUCCUGGCCAUCAGAUGAGCUCAGGGCAGUCCAGAGGCGUCCCUCAAAGUCUGGGGAAAGUAAAAAAAAGGUGAUCUGGAACUUUCAAGGCCUUGAAAAGGUUUGGAGGUGGACAUAAAACAUAUUAAGCUCUGAAAAAACAAACAACUGUUGCCAGUCUCAGUGCACAUGGAUCCCCAGUAGGGCUGCACAAUUAAUCGCAAUUUUAUCGAAAUCGGAAAAUGGACUACUACAAUAUCCAUGUGUCAAACCAUUCUGAAUUAAUUUUUGUGGUGCUGCAGAGACGUUCCCGGCCCAGAAAUCGUAUUCUACAGACUAAAGAAAACAUCUUGGUUUGGGACAGAUGCUCGCGAAAAUCCCACUAUAACGAUUUUAAUAUUUAGAAUUUUAAUAUUUUUCAAUGAAAAUGAGAAUAAUGAUACAAAAAUGAUAAUGUCCUCCAAUAUCGUGAAUCAUAUCACAAUUCGCAAUUAGAUAUUUUCCUCAUAUGGUGCAGCCCUACUCCCCAGUUAAUGUUGUGUGAUGUUUUCAGACGUUGUGAUUACAGUUCAACUUGUUUUUUUUUUUUUUCAAAGAUCGUAGCAAUACAAACAUUCUCCCAAUUGAAGUUGCUGCUAGAAAAUCUUUGUGAUGAAUACUUGCCUCUAUAGGUAACAUAUUCCUGUAUCUUUGUAAAAAAAGAAAAAAAAAGAGAGAAUCAAUUUAGGUUAAAGGUAUACUCUUUAUGAGAUACUACUCUCAUGUCUGUACGAGAGAUACUACUCUCAUGUCUGUACGCUAAAUAUGAAGCUACAGCCAGCAGUCAGUCAGUUAGCUUUGCUUAGCAUAAAGACUGGAAACAGGUGGAAACCGCUAGCCUGGCUCUGUCCAAAAUCAGCCAACCAGCACAUCUAAAGAUCACUGAAUAACAUGUCAUAUUAUUACAAAGGAACCAAUACAGUAUCUGUUAUUGGAUCAUUAUUAUAUAAUGGCACUGAUGUGGCCGAUGCUGAUUUUUUUUUUUAAAAGAAUUGUGGAACGUUUACAGGCUGUGCUUUUUAGGCUGGCCCCAUUUGAACAGUGUUUUAAAGCCAAACAUGUUGUUUUUACUUUGUUUCUUUUUUAUCGACAUGCUCAAAAAUACCAAAAUCUGCUCAGUAUUUGCAGUCAUAUCUUUUUGAAUAUCAGCUGUUCACAACCUAUCACACAUACCAGAUUUAAACGGAAAAUAGUGACGGGUAUGAUAUCAGAUGAUAGUUUUAUCAUUGGUGACAGUAUUUCUUUAAAAUCAUGGAACACAAACAUUAUAAACCAAUUAUUGACAGAUUUGGGAUAGCUUUUUUUUUAAUGAAUAUUCAGCCAAAAUAUUGGGGGGCUACAAAUCAUAUUCUACAGACUAAAGAAAAGCUCUUUGUUUGGGACAGAUGCUCGCAAAAAUCCCACUAUAAUCAGGUAAUAUCAUCAGUAGGAGAGCACCGUGAAGAUAAAAAUUGUGAUUAGUUCCAAACAGAUGUUUUGGGCAACAGCGUUGUUGUCUGUUUGCACACUUUUGAAGGAAGUCUUCGCAAAAUGUCUGUGUAUAUUAUUUUUUUCAAACUUAUUUUUGAAGUCAAAAACACCAAAAGUAACAACAUUAACCCUGUUGCCAUGAACCAUGUACAUAUCUUUACAUACUUUGUGUAUAUUGUCCAUGAACGGUAAAAACAUCCAUUAAAAAAGAAAAAAGAGGGGAGGCAAACCAACUGCCAUGUUCAUUAUUCCAAAGAAUAUGUUAUCCUUUUUGUCCAUCUUGCAAAGCAUAAAUAAUUUCUUAGUCUUAGAAGAAAUGUCAGUCUUUUCAUCUCCUGGAUCGUUUUGGUGAUUUCAACUCUAGUGUCUGCUGUAGUGUAGUUAGAUAUAACUUCUAAUGCAGUAAAAAAAAAUAUGACGCUUUAGAAAAUACAGACUUUUGUGUAUGUUGUGAUAUUGUGUUACUGUGGGACUGUGUGUUCCUGGCUUUCCUGUUUACUGUGAUGAGUUCAGGUUCCCUCUAAGACUGCAUGUAAACCAGACUCUGCAGAACAAACCUCAGUUUACCUCCAUUAUUCCUCCA